Colletotrichum orchidophilum is the source of this 1209-nucleotide messenger RNA. RefSeq lists its product as uncharacterized. The transcript has a single exon. The record is from RefSeq and is a predicted model, not a curated record. Bases 1 to 1209 code for a protein of 402 amino acids. Lineage: Eukaryota; Fungi; Ascomycota; Sordariomycetes; Glomerellales; Glomerellaceae.
AUGCCGAUGGCAAACCGCAAGUUCGCCGCGCGACACUUACCGCAAUGGCAUCACCAAAUACUGCUGGAUGACUCCAGCAUUCAGCCUACAGGCAAUGGCCACGAAUUCAGCUUCACGCCUUCUAAUCGCUUUGCUCAGUUGUCCCCCCGCACCUCGUCCGAAGAUUCUGAGUCUGAUGAAGAGGAGGAAUCCGAGUCUGGAUCAGAGUCUGAACAAGACUUUGUACCGCAAGCGAAACCCGAGGAGGAGGAUGAUGACGACGAAGAUGAAGACAGCGACGAUGAAGAGGAAGAGGAGGAUUCAGACGACGAAGCCUCGGAAGACGAAGACGAUGAUACACCUAUGCGCUUUGCUCCUCCCGCCCCGCCUCCAAUGCAGGCACCGAUGCCAGCACCCAUGUCGGCUUCCAUGUUCCCUCCAAGGCCUGCGCCUAUGCCGGCGUCUCGUAUGGCUGUCCGUAGGAGCUCUGAAGAGGAUUCAAAUGAAGACGAGGAAGACGAAGACGCGGAGUCCGAAUCAGAUUCGGAAUCAGAGUCUUUGGUCACACCUCCCAUCCAAGAGAUUCGCCAAGAACACCACGUAGUUACUGUCACUGCCACUGUCAAGGCAAAUUUUACACUGGAGGAGCUUUCCGACUUUGACCCAAUGGAUCAAGACCGCACUGGCACCAUCGCCCCCACGGGCUUCUCCUCCCCGUCAUCUGCUCGCUCUCGAUCACGAGCACCUCCAGCACCUAAAGGGCUCCCUCCCGGCUUCACACGCGGCAUGGGGAACCUGGGCGUCGAUGAAUCCAGUUCCGAAGACUCGGAUAAUGAUUUGGAUGACGAUGGGGCCCACGCCGAAUUUGUGCGCAGGCAACGGGCGCUGAAGAUGCUCAACCGUCGGACCCACGGAUCCAGCAUUGGCAAGCGCACGAUAUCGGAGCGUAGUGGCUCUGAUCACGAAGACAUGACGCCACUCGACGCGGAUGCCGUUGGUUCCAGCGCCCGCAGACUCCGGCGACGCUGCGGAGACAGUCACAGGCGUAGCUUUAUCCAUCUACAAUUCCAAGACCCACCCCCACCUCGCAUCGACGAGCUCGAAGAGCCCGAAAGCGAGGUUGAAGGUACUUUUAUCUUUUGCGACAGUGGCACGCUGGCGCGAGAGCUUCCUUACUACUCCAUCGAGAUUAUGGAGUAUGAGAGUUCCAGCCCCAGUCCCAGCCCAUGA